Molecule: messenger RNA, 1681 nt
Organism: Anguilla rostrata (American eel)
Lineage: Eukaryota; Metazoa; Chordata; Actinopteri; Anguilliformes; Anguillidae
Product: hatching enzyme 1.2-like
Exons: 8
Coding region: 148-1098 (316 amino acids)
Biological process (GO): proteolysis
Molecular function (GO): metalloendopeptidase activity; zinc ion binding
Source: RefSeq, a predicted model, not a curated record
AUUUAUCCAAAGUACAGGGUGCGCAGUCCUGAGCGGGCCCUGCACAGGCUGCGCUCUCACGGGCGCUUUUGUGGCGAAGUCGCCGUGACGUCAAGAAGAUGUUUGGCAACCGUGCAGGAGCGAGCGAGAGGGCGUGGCUUACCCAGAAUGCCGUUCCAGCAUUCUGGAGGAGUUGCAGGAGGCAUAAAAGCCGGCGACCCAGAGGGCUCUGCAGCGGAAGAUUCUCAGACUCGACCGGCUUGCCACUCCACGAUGGACCACACCGCCCUCCUGAUCCUGCUGGGUGUCGCAGCGCACACCUGGGGCCUCCCCGUCCAGAAUGUGUCUGCAGCGCACGAUGCGAUACUUCGGUUCAGAAGACAAAUUUCAGAGGAGCUGUGGGGUCAGAUGGAGAUGAAUGCGAUGGACAGAAUCCUGCAGACCAACCGGUUUCUGCGGCGUCUCCCGGGCAUGAGCCUGAGGGAGGGGGACAUCGCGCACUCCACCAUCCGCAGCGCCAUCACCUGCCCCGACAACAGCUGCCUCUGGCCCAAAUCUGUGGACGGCAACGUCUAUGUGGCCUACAUCAUCUCCCCACAGUACGACAGCAUGGACCGAAUGACCAUAGAGACCGGCAUGCAGGACAUCUCCAGCGGGACGUGUGUGAAGUUCGUGCCCCGCAGCCACGAGGCCGACUACCUGGACAUCCAGCCCAAGGGUGGCUGCUGGUCCUUCCUCGGGGUGGUGGGCGGAGCCCAGCCCGUCUCCCUGGAGACGCCCGGGUGCAUGUGGGCGGGCGUGGCGUCCCACGAGCUCAUGCACGCGCUGGGGUUCGUGCACGAGCAGUCCCGGUCCGACAGGGACCGCUACGUCACCAUCCUGUGGGACAACAUUCUGCAAGAUCAGGUCCACAACUUUAAGAAGUACGUGACCAACAACCUGAACACUGCGUACGACUAUACCUCCAUCAUGCAUUACGGCAGGUAUGCCUUCUCUGAAGAUGGCGACCCAACCAUAGUGCCCAAACCGGAUCCGUUUGUUCAGAUUGGCCAGCGGGAUGGACCCAGUGCUCUGGACAUCCAGAAGAUAAAUGCCCUUUACAACUGUAGUCAAAUCUAAUGGAAAAAAAAUCAUCAUCUUUGUGUUUUCUGUUUUGGGCUUACCAAGAAUCUGUCGCUGUUUUUACUUUUCCCUGUUUCCCCCACUAGAUGGCAGUGUGGAUUAAAAAAGACAUCACUUGCCUGUUCUCUAUUUAUUCUUUGGCUCCGGUGGAAUAACCUAUGAUCCUGUAGGAAUGUGUUAAUUGGCACAAAUAUUUUCCCCUCAAAACGUCAUAUAUAUUUUGAAACUCGAGAUUCAUUGUGCUGCACUCAGAUGAGGAUUCUAUUAUUGUUUGAUGUACAUAAAUGCUGAAAAAUAAAAAUAAAUGUAAUAAAAUGGUAGAAAUCAGCAAUCAGUUUGUCUUCAUUGUGUAUUAUCAGUGAAUAAUUUCAACUUUGCCUCCAGCACAAUCUUAUUAAAGAGUGUUUCAAAACAUGAUUGCGCAUGAAAUGUAACAAUAUUUGUUAUUAAAGGUCCAAACAAUGUAAAAGUUCUGAAAACCUUUCUGGAACAUGAUUUGAUUACACCAUAAAACUGAAAAUGACAUCUGCUUUUAUAGCCUGCAGCUGCCCUCGCAGGGUCCAGUGACAAGAGUCACGAU